AUGUUGGGGCUUCGGUCAUGGCCUUGCUCAUUUUUCCUCUUCUUGGUUCUGCUCUCUGCCAGCGUUCAGACUGUGUCCUUACCAGGACAGAGGCUACAGAUGCUCCUUUCAAGACUGCUGCCCUUGAAGCCCGAGUCCACGCUGACUGAAGAGGACACAAAGGAGGGGUCCAGCUUUGGCCCUCAGCUGAUCUCCUCCACUCUCCCCUUCAUCCCAUCUGGAGCUAGAGCUGUCCGUCCAUCCCUCUGGCGCAAGAACCUCGCCAGUCGCAAGUGGGCACUGCCUGGAGAUUGGGCCUGGAAGGCCAUGCCCAGGGGUUGCUUCGGGCUGAAACUGGACCGAAUCGGGACCUUCAGUGGUUUGGGGUGUUAG
Messenger RNA from Cinclus cinclus, 372 nucleotides. RefSeq names its product C-type natriuretic peptide 2-like. Gene Ontology annotation, cellular component: extracellular region. NCBI's taxonomy places the organism in Eukaryota, Metazoa, Chordata, Aves, Passeriformes, Cinclidae. The transcript is spliced from 2 exons. Bases 1 to 372 code for a protein of 123 amino acids. The record is from RefSeq and is a predicted model, not a curated record. Gene Ontology annotation, molecular function: hormone activity; hormone receptor binding.